Capsicum annuum is the source of this 1210-nucleotide messenger RNA. RefSeq lists its product as uncharacterized. Lineage: Eukaryota; Viridiplantae; Streptophyta; Magnoliopsida; Solanales; Solanaceae. The coding region runs from base 376 to 978 and encodes 200 amino acids. The transcript is spliced from 2 exons. The record is from RefSeq and is a predicted model, not a curated record.
UGUUCUUAUUUGUUUUGGACCUAAAGUUCUUCUUCUUCUUUUUCUAUGAAUUACAAGCAGAAGAAAAAAAUUAAUUUUUGAAAAAGAAAGGCGAAGAAAAACUAUUAUUGUCAUGUCCAAAGAAUCACACUUACAAAUUUUACUAUCAUUAUUCAUUAAAGUGAGAGGUUUUAAAUAUUUUUAUCAAUUAUUUAUUUUUUCUGAUAAUGCGGCCUCUCAUGUAGAUUUUUGGGUUAUGAAGGAGUAUGGGAUUAAACAAUCUUAGACAAAGAUGUUUACCGUCAAUUAUCCUUUUGAUACACCGUGGUGUGAUUUUUAUCUGCCUUGUUUCAUGUCAAACAAAGGUGAAAGUUUUUCUGGUUUGUUAAAUAUUCCAUGAUAUACAAGCCGAAGGAUUCUUCAUUGAGAUAUUCAGAGGUUAUUGAUUUUGACGAGUUUCCUAAGAUAGCAAUCUACGUUGAAAGUCUAGUUUGUCCUUUUUCUAAAGAAGAGGCUGCAGAUGCAACAAAACACAAAAGGCUGAAAAAGCUCCGAUCAAGAAAACCAAGUGACAAAAAACUUAAUGAAUGUACAUGCUACUUGCCUGAGUUUGGUCCAACCGAGCCUACACAGGAGGAAGCUAUUCAAAUUCGGACCGAAAAAGUGGCGGGAGGAAGACAAAAGGGGAGAACCUAUGGGUUGGGUUCUCUAAAUGAAUUGCAAUGCCUCGAGGCUGGAUGGGCUGGUAUUGGUUCCUCGCGCCAGGCUGAGGCGAUUAACGGUGUUCAGCUCGCUGCUAUGUCACAGCAGAUUGCACAGCUUACACGUGCCGUAGCAGAGUCCAUUGCUCAAAAUGAAGUCACGCGCAAGACCGUCGAGGAACUUAAGAGACAAAUGGCUAGCAUGACUUGUCAUCUCCGUCACCGUUCUCCAUCUCCCGAUUCAAGUAGCGAAGAAGAAAUAAAAAGUGAUGACGAGUUUGUUGGGGCUACUCCUUAGUGUUGUUGGAUUUGGCUUCUAGACACUAUUUAGACAUUCUUGAACUUAACUUUUAACUAUUGGAAAACCUUCAGGAUCGCUUAAGUGUUUUGAAUGUUGUUGGAUUAAUUGUUAAGUGUUUUGGAUGUUGUUUAAUUGAUUGUUUUAAGUGCUAUUGAUUUGAAUUGCUCAAAUGAUUUGCUGAUGUAGUGUGUUGUAUUAUUAUUUUAGUAAUGUGUUUUGUUAGGGGCUG